Molecule: messenger RNA, 2209 nt
Organism: Lodderomyces pseudojiufengensis
Lineage: Eukaryota; Fungi; Ascomycota; Pichiomycetes; Serinales; Debaryomycetaceae
Gene: RNR1
Product: ribonucleotide-diphosphate reductase subunit
Exons: 1
Biological process (GO): DNA replication; deoxyribonucleotide biosynthetic process
Cellular component (GO): ribonucleoside-diphosphate reductase complex
Molecular function (GO): ATP binding; ribonucleoside-diphosphate reductase activity, thioredoxin disulfide as acceptor
Source: RefSeq, a predicted model, not a curated record
AUGUAUGUUUUUAAAAGAGAUGGUAGAAAAGAACCAGUUAGAUUUGAUAAAAUCACAGCAAGAGUUCAAAGAUUAUGUUAUGGUUUAGAUCCAAAUCAUGUUGAACCAGUUGCUAUUACUCAAAAAGUAAUAUCUGGUGUUUAUCAAGGUGUUACUACAAUUGAAUUAGAUAAUUUAGCUGCUGAAACAGCUGCAACAAUGACAACAAUUCAUCCAGAUUAUGCUAUAUUAGCUGCAAGAAUUGCUGUUUCAAAUUUACAUAAACAAACUACAAAACAAUAUUCAAGUGUUUCAAAAAUGUUAUAUGAAUAUAUCAAUCCAGAAACAGAUAAACAUGCUCCAAUGAUUUCAAAAGAAACUUAUGAUAUAAUUUUAAAACAUUCAGAUGAAUUAAAUUCUGCUAUUGUAUAUGAUAGAGAUUUUAAUUAUAAUUAUUUUGGUUUUAAAACUUUAGAAAGAUCUUAUUUAUUAAGAAUUAAUGGUAAAGUUGCUGAAAGACCUCAACAUUUAAUUAUGAGAGUUGCUAUAGGUAUUCAUGGUGAUGAUAUUCCAAGAGUUAUUGAAACUUAUAAUUUAAUGUCUCAAAGAUAUUUUACUCAUGGUUCUCCUUGUUUAUUUAAUGCUGGUACUCCAAAACCUCAAAUGUCUUCAUGUUUUUUAGUUGCUAUGAAAGAUGAUUCUAUUGAAGGUAUUUAUGAUACUUUAAAAACUUGUGCUUUAAUUUCUAAAAGUGCUGGUGGUAUUGGUUUACAUAUUCAUAAUAUAAGAUCAACUGGUGCUUAUAUAGCUGGUACUAAUGGUACUUCAAAUGGUAUUAUUCCAAUGGUUCGUGUUUUUAAUAAUACUGCUCGUUAUGUUGAUCAAGGUGGUAAUAAAAGACCAGGUGCUUUCGCUUUAUAUCUUGAACCUUGGCAUAGUGAUAUUCUUGAUUUUAUUGAUAUUAGAAAAAAUCAUGGUAAAGAAGAAAUUAGAGCAAGAGAUUUAUUUCCUGCUUUAUGGAUUCCAGAUUUAUUUAUGAAAAGAGUUGAACAAAAUGGUGAUUGGACUUUAUUUUCUCCUAAUGAAGCUCCUGGUUUAGCUGAUCAUUAUGGUGAUGAAUUUGUUGAAUUAUAUGAAAAAUAUGAAAAAGAAGGUCGUGGUAGACAAACUAUAAAAGCUCAAAAAUUAUGGUAUAGUAUUUUAGAAGCUCAAACUGAAACUGGUACUCCUUUCAUGUUAUAUAAAGAUGCUUGUAAUGCUAAAUCAAAUCAAAAAAAUUUAGGUAUGAUUAAAUCAUCUAAUUUAUGUUGUGAAAUUGUUGAAUAUUCUGCUCCUGAUGAAGUUGCUGUUUGUAAUUUAGCUUCAAUUGCUUUACCUUCAUUUAUUGAUCAAGAUGAAACUCAUUCUUGGUAUAAUUUUGAAAAAUUACAUGAUGUUACAAAAGUUGUUACACGUAAUUUAAAUAGAGUUAUUGAUCGUAAUUUUUAUCCAGUUCCAGAAGCUGAAAAAUCAAAUAUGAGACAUAGACCAAUUGCUUUAGGUGUUCAAGGUUUAGCAGAUGCUUUUAUGAUUUUAAGAAUUCCUUUUGAUUCACAAGAAGCAAGAGAAUUAAAUAUUCAAAUUUUUGAAACUAUGUAUCAUGCAGCCGUAGAAGCAAGUAUGGAAUUAGCUCAAGAAGAAGGUCCAUAUGAAACUUAUCAAGGAUCUCCUGCAUCACAAGGUUUAUUACAAUUUGAUUUAUGGAAUAGAAAACCAACUGAAUUAUGGGAUUGGGAUUUAUUAAAACAAAAAGUCGCUAAACAUGGAUUAAGAAAUUCUUUAUUAGUUGCUCCAAUGCCAACUGCUUCAACUUCACAAAUUUUGGGAAAUAAUGAAUGUUUUGAACCAUAUACUUCAAAUAUUUAUUCAAGAAGAGUUUUAGCUGGUGAAUUUCAAAUUGUAAAUCCUUAUUUAUUAAGAGAUUUAGUUGAUUUAGGUAUAUGGAAUGAUGCAAUGAAAAGUAGUAUUAUCUCUAAUAAUGGUUCAAUUCAAGCUUUACCAAAUAUUCCAGAUGAAAUUAAAGCUUUAUAUAAAACUGUAUGGGAAAUUUCUCAAAAACAUAUUAUUGAUAUGGCAUCUGAUAGAGCGGCUUUCAUUGAUCAAUCACAAUCAUUAAAUAUUCAUAUUAAAGAUCCAACAAUGGGUAAAUUGACUUCCAUGCAUUUUUACGGCUGGAAGAAAGGUUUGAAGA